Pogonomyrmex barbatus (red harvester ant) is the source of this 1286-nucleotide messenger RNA. RefSeq names its product tRNA methyltransferase 61 (gene Trmt61). Gene Ontology annotation, cellular component: tRNA (m1A) methyltransferase complex; nucleus. Lineage: Eukaryota; Metazoa; Arthropoda; Insecta; Hymenoptera; Formicidae. Gene Ontology annotation, biological process: tRNA methylation. The record is from RefSeq and is a predicted model, not a curated record. Gene Ontology annotation, molecular function: tRNA (adenine(58)-N1)-methyltransferase activity.
UUUCUUAUGGCUUAAAUCAUCUAUUAUAUAGACCGGGACUUAACAAGGGGACAAAAUGAUACUUAUGUCGACUUGUGUCACUAAAUGGAAAGCACCCAGUAUGGUACUGGUCGUUGAUGGUGAAUUUCGAAACGUUGUUCAUAGUGCUGCCAGUGCUGACAAUCAAUUUUGGAACACAGCCAAGACUCGAAACUGCCAAGAGCUACUCUAGUCUACUUUGCUCUACACGUGCACGUAUAUCACUUCGUAUUACAACUUAUGGUGCAUUGAGAGUCAUUUCACUCAUUGGACAAAAAUAUGGUUCAAAAGUUGAGCUGACUCGAGGUUGGGCAUAUGUAUUACAGCCAACACCAGAGCUGUGGACAUUGACCUUGCCUCAUAGAACACAGAUUAUCUAUAGUCCAGAUAUAAGUCUUAUUAUACAUUUAAUGGAACUUAGACCAGGAAAUGUAAUUAUCGAAACAGGUACCGGCAGUGGCUCAUUAUCUCAUUCAUUGAUUCGAGCUAUACGUCCAAAUGGUCAUUUGUAUACCUUUGAUUUUCAUGAACAACGUGUAUCUAUUGCUGAUACAGAAUUUAAAAAGCAUGGUUUGAAUGAUUUUGUAACUUUAAAGAAAAGAGAUGUCUGCUUAGAAGGUUUUGGAGAGGAAUUGAAAUAUCAAAUUGAUGCGGUGUUUCUAGAUCUGCCACAUCCAUGGUUAGCUAUAGAGCAUACUACUGUAGCUUUAAAGAAAACAGGUGGAAAACUUUGUUUCUUCUCUCCUUGUAUUGAACAGGUUCAACGUACUUGUACAAAAUUGAUUUAUAAAGGAUUUAUAGAAAUACAUACAUAUGAAUGUUUGCAAAGAGAAAUGAAUGUUCAAUAUAGAUCUUUACCAUUAUUAAACUUGGAGUGCUUGAAAUAUAAGCAUAUAAGUGAGGAUAUUGUACAGAAGAAUGAGAAGAGAAAACAGGAAGAAAAAUUUCUUACAGUGACUCAUGCUUAUUCAUUACCUGGUCAUACAGGCUUUAUCACGAUUGCUACUCUUCCUCCUAAUUAUGCAUUCAAAUAAAAAAAUUAAGUUUAUAGUAUAGAAAUUUAAACAAAUAAAUAACUGGAAAAUACAAAAAACAUAAGGGCAUUAAAUAUUAUACAAAACUCGCAAACUAUUUUUACUAUUAUCUUAAAUAGGAACUCCAUUUUACAAACUACUUCUACUAGCAUUAUCAUUUUUUUUCUGAAAUUAAAUAUUGUUGUCUUAUUGUUAAAGACAUUAAGAUAUAAGAAAAUAAGAACUGGAUGUUAC